This is a messenger RNA of Trypanosoma rangeli, 2556 nucleotides long. RefSeq names its product oxidoreductase-like protein. NCBI's taxonomy places the organism in Eukaryota, Euglenozoa, Kinetoplastea, Trypanosomatida, Trypanosomatidae. The transcript has a single exon. The record is from RefSeq and is a predicted model, not a curated record. Bases 1 to 2556 code for a protein of 851 amino acids.
AUGAACAAGGUGGAGGGUCACAUGAACCGCAGUGUUGAUUCUGCGGAGGAGGAGCCCCUAUCCAAUGACCACGCGGAAGGAACAACGAUGUCGCUGGAAGAACGUGAGGCCCGCUGGGGAUUUACCCUUGACGAGCUGCAUGUAGCCACCAAAGUGGUGCGUACGCUAUUUCAUAAUCCCUCGCUCUUUGUGGGCGAUGCGUACCUCCACGAGAGUAGUCUGUACACCAUGAUCUCGCGGGACAGCAAGACGAAGCGCGAAAAUCGUGAAGUAUACAAAGUAAUCAUGGCUGAGGAGAAAAGCCGGCGAAAGCGGUUUCAGCGCAUGCAGGACAUUAAGGCCAUACACCGUACGGAAAUGAAACGAGAGCGGGAUGCAGCUUUGACGUCGUUGAUGCAGCGGCCAGCGAGACCGCUGCUGAUGAUUGAUGGACUGGCACCGUCACAACUCACUGACGAGGUUGCGAAAGCUGCCCCAGAGGAGGCAUUAAACGGGGUUUGUUCAGAGACGAAUGACCCUAACUCCUGUUCUGCCACUGACUGGCAGAUCAUCAGAUUGAUUGGUGCCUUUGAGAACUUGAUUCGUCUGGAAGAGGCUUAUGACACUAGUCCCACCGCACCAGAAUGGCUGAGGAUUUCACAGCUUGUGGCACAGGUCUAUCGCUACAUGCCACACAACUUUGGAUCACAAAUGCCUCCUGCGUUAUUGCGCGGUGCUGCUCCUGCAGGAACACCUUCUGAGCAGCGAGAAAAAUACACAGCAGUUGUAAAGCUACGCAUUGCAGAGCGUUGCGCCGAAUUGGUUACAUUGGGGGAAAGUGAUGAAAACGACGGAGAUGAGGAGAACAAUACUUGUACCGGCGGUGACAAUGCCGUUAAGGGAAAUGCCUUCCCUCCUCGUGAAGAUGUGCUCGUGGCGGACUCUGUCUUGCUUCGAAACGUGUCACGUCUGCGGCAGUGUGGCGAUCCCAACUCUGUUCCAGAUGAACUUUGCUUUGCCCUUCAGCACGUUGUGCCGACAACGGACGUCUUACACUCCUUGAAGCUUGUCCUUGCUGAGGGUGCCGUUGAUAGUCGGUUUGUGCCACAGGAUGCGAAUGUGGUACCGACGUUAUCAGCGGAGGCGUCGUUAAAUCUUUUCAUUGCUAGAAGACUUUAUGCGAGGAAACGGGUACGAGAGUGGGGAGAAUCCCCGUUUACAGUUCAAACUCGCCCACCGACAUCGAUGGACGAAGAGCCGGAUAGCUACUGCAUAUUCGCUGAUGGGCAAACGUGCACUUCCGGUCGGCCUUUCCCGUCUGAUGAGGCUCUUCAGUUAAACCGGUGGAUUGGAUGUCACACUUGCCGCGUGCGGUAUAACAAGUUGCACCCCUAUUAUUACAGCCUUUGUCACCUAUGUGGGGAAUACAAUUUUAACAAGAGACUACUCACGCGGGAUCUACGUGGAAAGGUUGUGCUGCUCACUGGCUGCCGCAUCAAGAUUGGCUUUGCGAUGGCGCUUUCCCUCCUGCGUUGCGGGGCACGACUGGUGGGAACCACGCGGUUUGUGCACGAGGCAUUGGCACGCUUUCAGCGGGAGACCGAUUAUGCGGAGUGGGGAGAUCGGCUACAUCUCUUUGCCCUUGAUCUUCGUGACCUUUGGCUCGUGACACAGUUUUGUGCCUUUCUGCGGCAUCGGUUUCCCAAACUGUUCGCCAUCAUCAACAACGCCGCACAAACCAUCGCACGCACAAAGGAGUAUACGGCCCACCUCUGCCAUUUUGAGGCGUACCCGUCACAAGAGCUGCACCGCCGGCUUUGCGAGGACGCAACGAUGGGAGAGUGGCAUCAAUUUUUUUCCACUCACACUUCUGUAACCAUUGGCGAGCCCCUUCAGAUCGAGCCCCAUGCACACAAUCAACCGUUUCUAGACGAUGCAGCGACCGUCACGAACGACAACCACGAAAACCAGGAGGAGAAUCGGACGGGGGACAAAGAACAGCUGGCAUUAACUGCCACAGCCAACAUUGCCGCUAUUCACCCGCCUGUUUUUGACCGCUACGAUACUCAAGCAGAAGAAAGUGAUACGCGUGAGAUGAACUCGUGGGUGUUGCGGUUGGGUGAGGUGCCAGGAAGCGAAGCAGCGGAGAUUAUGGCCAUCAACGCCCUCGCGCCAUUUAUCAUCAACAGUAAGCUAAAACCAUGCUUGCUGAAUCGGGAGGGCGACGCGGUGCCAAACGAGGAACGGUUUAUCAUCAAUGUCUCGGCCAUGGAAGGACAGUUCUACCGGUUCAAGCAGGUGACACACCCUCACACAAACAUGGCGAAGGCCGCCCUUAAUAUGAUGACCCGGACGAGCGGUGAGGACUACGCUCAAGAUGGAAUCUUCAUGAACUCCGUGGACACGGGGUGGAUUACGGAUGAGUCACCCAAGGCAAAGAAGGAGCGGCGGGGAGAGCAGUUGCUGCUGUGCCCACUAGAUGAGAUUGAUGCCGCCGCACGCUGCUUGGACCUCAUUUACACAAACAGCAAGGAAUACGGCAAGUUUUUUAAGGACUUUAAAGAAAUAGCGUGGUAA